Messenger RNA from Pectinophora gossypiella (pink bollworm), 3765 nucleotides. It is a transcript of the gene RpII140, whose product is annotated as DNA-directed RNA polymerase II subunit RPB2. Gene Ontology annotation, cellular component: RNA polymerase II, core complex. Gene Ontology annotation, biological process: DNA-templated transcription. NCBI's taxonomy places the organism in Eukaryota, Metazoa, Arthropoda, Insecta, Lepidoptera, Gelechiidae. The record is from RefSeq and is a predicted model, not a curated record. Gene Ontology annotation, molecular function: DNA-directed RNA polymerase activity; ribonucleoside binding; DNA binding. The coding region runs from base 156 to 3686 and encodes 1176 amino acids. The transcript has a single exon.
CAAUCAUUCAUUCGCCAUUUUGUUUCUUGCGGCGUACGUUGCAUGUGUUACGUUUCAUUACGUGAAAAUGUGUAAUUUUUAAUAAACAUAGCAAAGUAACAACAGCAAUUGAGUUGUAAUUUGAAUAUUGUCGAAUAUAAGUAAUCGUCUUCACGAUGUAUGAUACUGAAGACGAUCAAUAUGAGGAGGAAGAUGUGGAAGAAAUAUCUUCAGAGCUCUGGCAGGAAGCCUGUUGGAUUGUCAUCAACGCAUACUUUGAUGAAAAAGGUUUGGUACGACAGCAGCUCGAUAGUUUCGAUGAAUUUAUUCAAAUGUCUGUGCAGCGCAUUGUCGAAGAUUCGCCACCAAUCGAAUUGCAGGCUGAAGCUCAACAUUCAUCCGGUGAAAUUGAAACACCGCCGAAAUACCUGCUGAAGUUUGAUCAAAUUUAUUUGUCCAAACCGACACAUUGGGAAAAAGAUGGUGCACCGUCUCCUAUGAUGCCUAAUGAAGCCCGACUUCGGAAUUUGACAUAUUCCGCACCUCUUUACGUAGACAUAACAAAAACUAUUGUUAAAGAAAAUGAGGAUCCUAUUGAGACACAACAUCAGAAGACCUUUAUAGGCAAGAUUCCAAUUAUGUUGAGAUCCACAUACUGUUUAUUAAGCAAUUUAACUGACAGAGAUUUAACUGAAUUGAAUGAAUGCCCCCUGGAUCCUGGUGGCUACUUUAUUAUCAACGGCUCUGAAAAAGUUUUAAUUGCCCAAGAGAAAAUGGCAACCAAUACAGUGUAUGUAUUUAGUAUGAAGGAUGGAAAAUAUGCAUACAAAACAGAAAUUCGUUCUUGCCUUGAACAUAGUUCAAGGCCCACAUCUACACUAUGGGUGAACAUGAUGGCCCGUGGUGGGCAAAAUAUGAAGAAAUCAGCUAUCGGGCAAAGAAUUAUUGCCAUUGUCCCUUAUAUCAAACAAGAAAUCCCUAUUAUGAUUGUAUUCCGAGCUCUUGGUUUUGUAGCUGAUAGAGACAUCUUGGAACACAUUAUUUAUGACUUUGAUGAUCCUGAAAUGAUGGAAAUGGUGAAACCAUCUCUUGAUGAGGCCUUUGUCAUUCAAGAACAGAAUGUUGCAUUGAAUUUUAUUGGUGCUCGUGGAGCACGCCCUGGUGUGACAAAAGAGAAGCGUAUUAAAUAUGCUAGAGAAAUUCUACAGAAAGAAAUGUUACCACAUGUGGGUGUGUCAGACUUUUGUGAAACUAAAAAGGCCUACUUUUUAGGAUACAUGGUGCACAGAUUAUUGCUAGCUGCUUUAGGUCGUAGAGAAUUAGAUGACCGUGAUCACUAUGGUAAUAAAAGAUUGGAUUUGGCAGGACCUUUGUUGGCCUUUUUAUUCAGAGGUUUGUUUAAGAAUUUGUUGAAGGAAGUCAGAAUGUAUGCCCAAAAGUUCAUUGACAGAGGAAAAGAUUUUAAUCUUGAAUUGGCCAUCAAAACAAAGAUCAUUACAGAUGGACUGCGGUAUUCAUUGGCUACAGGUAACUGGGGUGAUCAGAAGAAAGCUCAUCAAGCCCGAGCUGGAGUGUCUCAGGUGUUGAAUAGACUUACCUUUGCAUCAACAUUGUCACAUUUACGACGCGUAAACUCACCUAUAGGACGUGACGGUAAACUGGCUAAACCACGUCAAUUGCAUAACACAUUGUGGGGCAUGAUAUGUCCAGCUGAAACUCCAGAGGGUGCUGCUGUUGGCCUUGUAAAGAACCUAGCCCUGAUGGCUUACAUUUCUGUAGGAAGUCAACCAUCUCCCAUUUUAGAGUUUUUGGAGGAGUGGUCAAUGGAAAAUCUAGAAGAAAUUGCUCCCUCUGCUAUUGCUGAUGCCACAAAAAUAUUUGUCAAUGGGUGUUGGGUUGGUAUCCACAGAGAUCCUGAACAGCUCAUGGCAACCUUAAGAAAACUGAGACGUCAAAUGGACAUCAUUGUGUCAGAAGUCAGCAUGAUUCGUGACAUCAGAGACAGGGAAAUCAGAAUUUAUACAGAUGCUGGCAGAAUCUGCCGACCCUUACUCAUUGUUGAAAAUGGAGCCCUGUUGUUAAAGAAAAAACAUAUUGACAAUCUUAAAGAACGAGAUUACAACAAUUAUGGCUGGCAAAACUUGGUAGCUAGUGGUGUAGUGGAAUACAUUGACACUCUAGAAGAAGAAACAGUGAUGAUUGCUAUGAGUCCUGAUGACCUUGCUCAAGUGAAAGAGUAUGCUUAUUGCACUACUUACACACAUUGUGAAAUUCACCCAGCUAUGAUACUGGGUGUCUGUGCAUCAAUUAUUCCAUUCCCUGAUCACAACCAAAGUCCCAGAAACACCUAUCAAAGUGCUAUGGGUAAGCAAGCUAUGGGAGUUUACAUUACUAAUUUCCAUGUGAGAAUGGACACACUUGCUCAUGUGUUGUACUAUCCACACAAACCCCUGGUUACUACACGAUCCAUGGAAUACUUACGAUUCAGAGAACUGCCUGCAGGUAUUAAUUCCAUUGUUGCUAUUCUAUGCUACACUGGAUAUAAUCAAGAAGACAGUGUUAUCUUGAAUGCUUCUGCUGUAGAAAGAGGGUUCUUCAGGUCUGUUUUUUACCGCUCUUAUAAAGAUUCUGAAUCCAAGAGAGUUGGAGAUCAAGAGGAACAAUUUGAAAAGCCCACAAGGCAAACCUGUCAGGGCAUGCGUAAUGCACUGUAUGACAAACUGGAUGAAGAUGGUAUUAUUGCACCUGGAAUCAGAGUGUCUGGUGAUGAUGUGGUUAUUGGAAAAACAAUUACCCUACCUGAAAAUGAUGAUGAAUUGGAAGGAACCACAAAACGCUAUUCAAAACGUGACGCAUCCACUUUCUUGCGUAACAGCGAAACUGGUAUUGUGGACCAGGUUAUGUUGACACUGAAUAGUGAGGGAUAUAAGUUUUGCAAAAUUCGUGUGAGAUCCGUGCGUAUUCCUCAAAUUGGAGAUAAGUUUGCUUCUCGUCACGGACAAAAAGGUACCUGCGGUAUUCAAUACAGACAAGAAGAUAUGCCUUUUACUUGCGAGGGAUUAACACCCGACAUCAUUAUUAAUCCUCACGCUAUCCCCUCUCGUAUGACAAUUGGUCACUUGAUUGAAUGUAUUCAGGGGAAAGUGUCUUCUAACAAAGGCGAGAUUGGCGAUGCUACACCAUUUAAUGACGCUGUAAAUGUACAGAAAAUAUCAUCGCUAUUGCAAGAAUAUGGAUACCAUCUACGUGGUAAUGAAGUAAUGUACAAUGGACAUACUGGCCGAAAAAUAAACGCACAAGUAUUCUUGGGACCUACAUAUUACCAGCGUCUUAAGCAUAUGGUCGACGACAAAAUUCACUCUAGAGCUAGAGGCCCCGUGCAGAUUUUAGUUAGACAACCUAUGGAAGGCAGAGCCAGGGAUGGCGGGCUACGUUUUGGUGAGAUGGAACGUGAUUGUCAAAUUGCUCAUGGAGCAGCUCAAUUCUUGCGAGAGCGUCUUUUCGAAGUAUCCGAUCCGUAUCGCAUCCAUGUUUGCAAUUUCUGCGGGUUGAUAGCGAUUGCCAACUUACGAAAUAAUACGUUUGAAUGCAAAGGAUGCAGAAACAAAACACAAAUAUCGCAGAUUCGACUGCCGUAUGCUGCUAAACUGCUGUUCCAAGAACUCAUGUCUAUGAAUAUCGCCCCACGGUUGAUGGUAGUUAAUUAAGAUUAGUAAAUAAGUUAAAUGUAUCAAUGUAUUGAGAUGAUGUUACACACAUUUUUCAAAUUAAAGUCUUUUAACAUUU